GGCUCGACAGCGGGCACCGCGUCAUCCGGCAAGGCAGUGGGCACCGAGUCACCAGGCACGACAGUGGGCUCUGAGUCAAUUGGCACAACAGCGGGCACUGGGUCAUCAGGUACCAGAUCGUCUGGAUCGACAGCGGGCACCGGGUCAUCUGGCGUUGGAUCGUCUGGCUCGACAGCGGGCAUGGGGUCACCAGGCAUCAGGUCAUCUGGCUCGCCAGCGGGCACCGCGUCAUCUGGCAAGGCAGUGGGCACCGAGUCACCAGGCACGACAGUGGGCUCCGAGUCAACUGGCAUGACCGCGGGCACUGGGUCAGACAUUGGAUCGUCUGGCCCGACAGCGGGCAUCGGGUCACCAGGCAUGACAGCGGGCACUGGGUCAUCAGGCAUGGGAUUGUCUGGCUCAACAGUGGGCAUCGGGUCACCAGGCAUCAGGUCAUUUGGCUCGCCAGCGGGCACCGCGUCAUCUGGCAAGGCAGUGGGCACCGAGUCACCUGGCCUAAUGGAAUCAUCAGGCUGGAUCAGUUCAUCAGGCUGGGUAGAGGCAUCAGGCUGAAUGGAGGCAUCAGGCUGGGUAGAGGCAUCAGGCUGGGUAGAGGCAUCAGGCUGGGUAGAGGCAUCAGGCUGAAUUGUGGGCGCCGAGGCACCAGGCUGCACCACGG
Staurois parvus is the source of this 658-nucleotide messenger RNA. NCBI's taxonomy places the organism in Eukaryota, Metazoa, Chordata, Amphibia, Anura, Ranidae. The record is from the annotation of a GenBank genome assembly.